GAUUAGCACUAUGAUUAAGGUUUUUCUACUGGUUUUUGCUGGAGAGAAUAGCUUUGAUCAAGAAAUGAAGCUUGCUGGAUUUCAGCUGGAGGUGGUGAAAACAAAUUCUGCUGGUCAUGCAAGAAAACUUGCAGCAACUGUUGAUUUCAGCACUUGCCCUGAUGGUAUCAUAUGCGUCGGGGGUGAUGGAAUAGUGAAUGAGGUUUUAAAUGGUUUACUUAGUCGAGACAACCAAAAAGAAGCAAUUUCUAUCCCCAUUGGUAUUAUACCUGCUGGUUCUGAUAAUUCUUUGGUGUGGACUGUCCUUGGAGUUAGAGAUCCAGUGUCUGCUGCUAUAGCUAUUGUAAAGGGAGGGCUUACUGCUACUGAUGUAUUUGCUGUUGAGUGGAUUCAAGGUGGUGGCAUUCACUUUGGGACAACUGUGACAUACUUUGGUUUUGUUAGUGACGUUUUGGAACUCUCUGAAAAAUAUCAGAAGCGCUUUGGGCCUUUACGAUAUUUUGUUGCCGGCUUCCUCAAAUUCUUUUGCUUGCCAAAGUACAAUUUUGAAGUGGAAUACUUACCAGCUUCAUUAGAAGGUACUGGAGAUGGUAAAGGCCUGGUUGACCAGGAAGUAAUUGAUAUGGCAGACUUGUAUACUGACAUCAUGAGGAGAUCAAGCAAGGAGGGCCUUCCUAGAGCUUCUAGCCUAUCAAGUAUUGAUUCAAUAAUGACCCCAAGCAGAAUGUCUGGAGUGGACUUGGACGCUACCUCUGGUAGUGCUGAGCCAUCUGAGUAUGUACGUGCAAUUGAUCCAAAAUCAAAACGGCUUUCGGCUGGAAGAAAUAACACCACAUCUGAACCUGAAGUUAUCCAUCCUCAGCUACCACUUUCUUCAACUCCCAACUGGCCUAGGACAAGGUCCAAGUCUAGGACUGACAAAGGCUGGACUGGAGUGACUGCUGCUAAUGAUACGACGAGAUCUUCUUGGGCAAAUAAUGCUCCAAAUGAUAAAGAGGAUAUUUCUUCGACAAUGUCAGAUCCGGGUCCAAUAUGGGAUGCAGAGCCAAGAUGGGAUACUGAGCCUAACUGGGAUAUGGAAAAUUCUAUUGAAUUUCCAGGUCCAAAAGAAGAUGCAGAUGUUGCUGCCAAGAGGGAAAUUGCCCUCAAGUCUGAAGAUAAAUGGGUGGUCAAAAAAGGUCAUUUUCUUGGUGUGUUGGUGUGCAACCAUUCAUGUAAAACUGUUCAAAGUUUGAGUUCACAGGUGGUAGCACCAAAAGCUGAGCAUGAUGACAAAAACUUGGAUCUAUUGUUGGUUCAUGGAAAUGGACGGUUGAGGUUAAUCAGAUUCUUUUUGCGGCUACAAUUGGGUAAACACCUGUCACUGCCAUAUGUUGAAUAUGUUAAGGUAAAAUCAGUCAAGGUUAAACCUGGAAAGCACACACACAAAGGCUGUGGUAUUGAUGGUGAACUUUUCCCAGUAAAUGGGCAGGUCAUCUGUUCCUUACUACCAGACCAGUGCAGGCUUGUUGGUCGUACCCCUUGUAACACUUAACAAAUAAUAGCUGCAUCUCAUCUGUUGAUUUGGUAGGAGGCUAUACGGUGGCAUUUUGUUACACUUUUGAUUGAUGAAUAUGCUGGCAACUUUUGUACCAGAAAAAGUUACCCUUUCCAGUGUCGUACCAGUCCUUCCCGCCUUCUUUUGAGCAAAGUGAAAAUUGAGGUCCCUGUAAAUUCUGUCAGUUUAAUUUUUUUUGGGUUAAAUUUUUCGGUUCUUGGUCAAACUUCAGUUUUCUACUAUAAUUUAUAAUUGGUGGAAAUUUAUGUAUGUAUGUGCAAGUUUUAGUUUUCGGUGCUUGAGCUAGCUAUGUCUUCGUUUUACUUGUGGUAUUGAAUUGCUUCUGCUGUAUAGCAUUUAAUUCUGGAUUGAAUGAUGGUAUAUCAAUUUUUCUUCUCUUGGGAUUCA
Coffea eugenioides is the source of this 1945-nucleotide messenger RNA. RefSeq names its product sphingoid long-chain bases kinase 1-like. The transcript has 7 exons. Gene Ontology annotation, cellular component: membrane; intracellular membrane-bounded organelle; cytoplasm. The record is from RefSeq and is a predicted model, not a curated record. Lineage: Eukaryota; Viridiplantae; Streptophyta; Magnoliopsida; Gentianales; Rubiaceae. Bases 11 to 1534 code for a protein of 507 amino acids. Gene Ontology annotation, biological process: sphingosine biosynthetic process. Gene Ontology annotation, molecular function: kinase activity.